This is a messenger RNA of Boleophthalmus pectinirostris (great blue-spotted mudskipper), 3164 nucleotides long. Its product is annotated as KIAA0753 ortholog. The coding region runs from base 310 to 2883 and encodes 857 amino acids. Lineage: Eukaryota; Metazoa; Chordata; Actinopteri; Gobiiformes; Gobiidae. Gene Ontology annotation, biological process: centriole replication; protein localization to centrosome. The record is from RefSeq and is a predicted model, not a curated record. The transcript is spliced from 17 exons. Gene Ontology annotation, cellular component: centriolar satellite.
UUCCGCUUGGGGCGCCUUGUUGUUGUCAUGGCGGCGUUUCAAACUAUGAAUCUCAGACACAAAAGUAAAAAGAUAAUCAUGUUAUAACUGCUAGUUUAUUUAUUAUUUUGUUACUUCAUACGUUUGCGGUAACGAUACGAUUUUACAAGAUAAACUUUUAAGAGUUUCUGAGAAAGUCAACCUUAUUAGUUUGUUAUUAACCUUUAGCUACCAACUAGAAUUUGUCGCUAAGGCAAAAAAAACUUUUCCAUGUUAUGAACUCGGAAAAUGAAAUAAUACUUGCUAAUAUUUUUGAAUGUUUUUGCAAUCAUGACGGCGGAAUAUUUCCAGAGUAGUCCCGUGACAAGUCAACAGAAGGAAUGGGUUGUUGUUAACACAGACCGUAAUGUUAAUGAUUCCAGAGAACGAUCUUCAUCAAAGACAGGAUCAAAGUUAUUAUUCAAUGAAGCCAUCCCUGCAAGUACCAGUAAUCGUGCCACUUGUGUUGAUCCCCCAACCUCCAUUGUGAUAGAGAAGCUGUUGCCUUUGCCUGAAGAGCGCACAUUUCAAGAUAACAGCAAAAGCUCCAUCAGCUUCACAGUUUUGUCUGAGGAGCAGCUAAAUGCAGCUGUGAAACUGGCCAAAAGGGACUUGAGACGAAGGUUGCUUGAUUCACUGAACAGAUCUUCCCUUAAACACAUGCAAAAUUCCUCACUCCUAGAGACAAGUGAUGUAGAACUGUUGCAGGAUCUUGGAGCUACACCAAAUAAGAUUCAAUUAAAGGCUUCUAGUCCGAAAGAAACAAAACCUAGAGGUAGAUUGAUAGGGCACAUGUCCCAUAAGUCCCCUACAACCCGUAGGCCAUCACCAACCGGAUCACAUGGUUUACCAGAACACAAUCAUUUAGUCCAUGAAAUACACAAUCUGCAACAUGAGCUUGAAUUUUGCAUCCAGAAAGCUGUGGAGCUUGCCAGCCGAGAGCAGAAAGUGGGGGAACCGCCGGAGCCAGAUGAGCAGAGCAAGCUGGAUAUUCGUAAACAGAAGCAAGCUGCCCGUUCUACAAGUAUUAUCUAUACGCUUCAACAUCAGGUAAAAGAAGUUCAAGAAAAUUUGGAAAAGGCACAUUAUCAGAAAACAAAGUCAACAUCUCUAAAGAGACUUGCAGCAGUGCAUCGAGGUGUUCUCCGAGCUCUGCAUGUUUUCAUUCAGCAACUCUCUGAUACAACUCACUGUACAAAUCUGCCUAAUUUUAAAGAUUUAGGCCAGCUUAUUCGCCAACUGUGUCUGUGCUCUACUAAAGCUGAGUUGAGUGAAGGAUCAGCUGUGCCUCAGUCUGCUCUUGACAUUCUGCAAAAGCUAGAGAUGUUAGAUUCAGCCCUCUAUAAACAAGACAUGCUCAGAAAGAUGCAAGUGCAAGCAUGCCCUCCACCCAGGGAGUCUCACCACAGCACAUCAAUCAGGGCAGCCAGAGGAGCCAAUGCUUUUAUUCACCACACCACUUCUAACUCUGUAAAAGCAGCAAAAAAUGUAAAGGCAGGUAAGAAAAAGGCUGCAAGAAAACCUAAAGCUGUGUCACAUGUUCUGACUCAGAGAAGAGAUGUGCUACGAGCUGGUGUGGAAAAACUUGCCCAGCAGAGGGAGCAAGAGAACAAAGCUGAAGGAAAUUUUAGGAAGACAACUCUGUAUAACGUUGGAGUUAUCUCAAGAAAUAUUCCUAAUCUUAAUAAGGCACACAAUACAAAUUUCCUUCAGCCCACAGUUUCAUCUCGGCUCAGAGAGAACCAGCUCCCCCAGAAAGAGCAGGCUGUACCCUGGAUACCUACAUCACCUCAUGCUCCUCGACAGCAAUUCCUUCAACCCAAAACAAGACCAGAGCCCCGUUGUCUUUUUACUCCUGAAAAGAAUCCUCAGCGCUCAGCCAAAGUCAGGAGCAGGUUCAAAGCAGAGUCAUCUUUAAACUUAGAAAAAAAACAACAGGCCCAGGAAGAAGCAAUGAGGAGAAUAUGGUUGGAUAAAAUGACAAUGCAGAGACUCAAGGAACUUCAACAGCUCAGUGAAGAAGAACCGCACCGCCUCCAGUUAUUAAGGUCUAAAGUGAUCUCGCCAACUCAGUGGGCUGGGGGAGAACAGAAGGCCACUGAGCAUGUACAACCCCUUCUAGAUCAAGCACAGUCUGCAGAAAGUGCAGAGCAGCUGAGUGACGCUCUCCUGGAGGACCUGCUGGAGGACACAGCUCGGGUGGCGUGGGCAGUGCAGACAGACAAACAGUUGGAGGGCAGGGCCCAGCGGAGGAUGCAGUCCAGCACCUUGGAGAAUAUGCUUAUUCGAAUGGAGGAAAUCCAGAGGGACCAGGAAGAAGUGAGGAGGCGAGUUACAUCUAUUAUAUAUUCAGAUCCUCUUAACUUGGACAAACCACAAGACACAGGCAAAGACUCUGGCUCAAGGCCGUCUUCUCCUCAACCAAUUAGACUCACACAACCAGAGCUGAGGCAGAGGCCCUCUGCAGAUAUAAUCCUAGAGAAACCUUUGGAGACAGGAGCCUUCAUAGAGACCAGGUCACCAGAGGAAGAGGGGUCCCAGGUCCGAAGAAGUGCUAUGUUUCCAGUUGCAGUGCAAAGAGGGAGAGGUGCUAUUCUAUCUGUGCCAAGCCACACACUGAGAAACAUACGGCAAUAUCGGGAAGACUAUGAGGCUUACCGGAGCACGGGGGGUAAAAGGAGCUUUGGGGGUGUCACUCCUUGGACUAUUGCAGACAGUCUGGCAGAGGAGCUGUUGGCAGAGGUGGUGACCGAAGUAGCGGCUGAGUUUCAGGAUGUUGUGGAGGAGUACGCUGAGGCCGUCUUCACAUCAGAGUUCCUUCAGCCUGUCCAGUCACCUGCUCCUCCAACCCAGGCAAUAACAUGAUAAUAAGGAUAUUAACUUUGGAUUUUUGCUUCAGGGUUUUGCAAAGACAAUUUUAGCCACUUUAAUUUUCUACAGCAUUAUGAGUCUCAUAAUGGUUUUGUAUGUACUUAUCUCAGUAUUUAAUUUUUUGGUUUGAUUUUAGAUGUUAUUUUGAGGUCAAUGUCACACAGGAAGCAUUAGUCACAUCAGGUGUCUGUCUCUACCUGUAUCUGUGAUGUAAUGGUGAUGAGUUCUGUUUUGUGAGCUGUGAGGGCCCAUUAAAACAUUACUGAGGAUUAUAA